Messenger RNA from Procambarus clarkii (red swamp crayfish), 774 nucleotides. The record is from RefSeq and is a predicted model, not a curated record. Lineage: Eukaryota; Metazoa; Arthropoda; Malacostraca; Decapoda; Cambaridae.
AUGUUUCUUCCCAGCAAGCCAGGAGGUCCCAGCAAGCCAGGAGGUCCCAGCAAGCCAGGAGGUCCCAGCAAGCCGGGAGGUCCCAGCAAGCCAGGAGGUCCCAGCAAGCCAGGAGGUCCCAGCAAGCCAGGAGGUCCCAGCAAGCCAGGAGUUCCCAGCAAGCCAGGAGUUCCCAGCAAGCCAGGAGUUCCCAGCAAGCCGGGAGGUCCCAGCAAGCCGGGAGGUCCCAGCAAGCCAGGAGGUCCCAGCAAGCCAGGAGGUCCCAGCAAGCCAGGAGGUCCCAGCAAGCCAGGAGGUCCCAGCAAGCCGGGAGGUCCCAGCAAGCCAGGAGGUCCCAGCAAGCCAGGAGGUCCCAGCAAGCCAGGAGGUCCCAGCAGCCAGCAGUCACGGGGUCCCAGAAAGCCAGCAGCUAGGAGGUCCCAGCAAGCCAGGAGGUCCCAGCAGCCAGGGGAGUCCCAGCAGCCAGGAGGUCCCAGCAAGCCAGGAGGUCCCAGCAAGCCAGCAGACAGGGGGCCCCAGCAGCCAGGAGGUCCCAGCAAGCCAGGUCCCAGCAAGCCAGCAGACAGGGGGCCCCAGCACCCAGGAGGUCCCAGCAAGCCAGGAGGUCCCAGCAAGCCAGCAGACAGGGGGCCCCAGCAGCCAGGAGGUCCCAGCAAGCCAGGAGGUCCCAGCAAGCCAGGAGGUCCCAACAAGACAGCAGACAGGGGGUCCCAGCAGCCAGGGGGGUCCCAGCAGCCAGGAGGUCCCAGCAGCCAGGGGGGUCCCAGCAGCUAG